Pestalotiopsis fici W106-1 is the source of this 1518-nucleotide messenger RNA. RefSeq lists its product as uncharacterized. Bases 1 to 1518 code for a protein of 505 amino acids. The record is from RefSeq and is a predicted model, not a curated record. The transcript has 5 exons. NCBI's taxonomy places the organism in Eukaryota, Fungi, Ascomycota, Sordariomycetes, Amphisphaeriales, Sporocadaceae. Gene Ontology annotation, biological process: transmembrane transport. Gene Ontology annotation, molecular function: transmembrane transporter activity.
AUGCCUUCCAAAGCCACACAGGCAUCUCUCUCCGACGUCCGGGGACCAGAUAGCAAGACACUACGAGACAGUACAGAUUUUCCCCUCGACUCAUUAGGAACACCUGCCGAUAUAGAGAGAGAUGCAGGAAUUGAUGAUGGGAAAAAUCCAGACAAGCUCGACUGGGAUGGACCAGACGACCCGGAAAAUCCGCAGAACUGGCCUGCCUAUAAACGGCAUAUGCAAGUUAUUCUCGUCGCUCUGAUCACUCUGGUCAACAAUCUUGCAAUGACCAUGUUCGCGCCUGGUUCUGCUGAAUUAAUGGCUGAGUUCCACUCCACGAGCGAAACCAUUGGCAGUCUCACUGUCUCCAUCUACGUCCUUGGCUUUGUUGUGGGAUCAUCCGUACUGGCACCUCUCUCUGAAAUGUACGGCCGAUUUCCCAUCUACUCCACUUCUGUCUUCUUGUACGCCGCCUUUACGAUUGGUUGUGCCUUUGCCACGAACAUUGGAAGCUUUAUUGCUUUCCGUCUCUUGGCUGGCUGUGCCGGAUCUUGUACGUUGGUGCUUUGUGGUGGCACGCUGGCCGAUGUGAUCGCGAAGGAGAACCAAGGAAGAUGGAUGAGUCUGUUUGUGUUGGGCCCUUUGGCGGGACCCGUUGUUGGACCCAUUGCUGGCGGCUUUGUUGUCCAAAGUAUCGGCUGGCGCUGGAUCUUUCGAAUUAUAUUGAUUGCAUAUGGCAUUAUCAUGGUAUUGUGCAUCAUCUUUCUUCGCGAAACCUAUGGUCCAGUCAUUCUGCGUCGACGAGCUGUGCGUCGAGGCCUCGAUAUAAAAUCUUCUCAAUCCGGUACCUCACUAUCUAAAUUUGCCAACGAUAUCCUGCGUCCGGCGAGACUUCUCAUCUUCUCACCAAUCGUCUUGUUGCUCUCGCUCUAUGCAGCCUUUGCCUUUGGUCUGCAGUUCAUAUUGUUCACGACCUUUACCGACGUUUUCAUGAAUCAAUAUCACUGGUCUGUCGGCAUUUCAGGCCUGGCCUACAUAGGUCUUGGCAUUGGCAUGUUUGGUGCCGUGAUAGUCCAUACUGUUUUUGCCGAAAGAAUUGUGAGGACACGGGCAGCCAAGAACGGGACUUCCAAGCCCGAGGAUCGCCUUCCACUCAUGGCCUACAUGGCACCUGCACUCCCGAUUGGCAUGUUCUGGUACGGCUGGAGCGUCGACAAGAACUUGCACUGGAUCGUCCCCGAACUAGCAACUGCCGUCGUCGGCGUCGGCAUUGUGUUCAUCAUGAUGCCACAGAUGGUCUACCUCGUCCAAGUGUUUGGAGCCGAGGCUGGUGCUUCUGCAUUGGCUGCCAACACAUUUCUUCGGUACAUUGCUGGCGCAUUCCUACCGCUCGCAGGUCCGCCCAUGUACGAAAGACUUGGCCUGGGUUGGGGAAACAGUCUUCUAGGCUUUCUCGGUCUUGCUUUCAUACCCCUUCCCUGGAUUCUCUCCAUCUACGGAGAGCGGUUUCGGUUGAGUGGCAAGGGCAGGAUGUGA